AUGAGAUCUGUAAAGAGCCUUAUUACCCUUUGUGGGGCUUUAGUAGCUGCCCAGAAGUUUCCGGCAACCCCAGAAGGUCUUGAGAUCGUCUCUUCGAAGCUGUUCAAGGGAGCAGAGAUUUCUUACAAAGAGACAUCUAUAUGUGAGACCACCGAAGGCAUUCGUGCUUAUAGCGGCUAUGUGGCGUUGCCUAAGACUCUCCUCCCCGACUUUCGAGAUUGGGACGAUGAUAAAGCUGCUCAUCUCUUCUUCUGGUACUUUGAGGCCAGAAAUAAUCCCUCCACAGCCCCAACGUCAAUCUACCUCGGCGGCGGCCCUGGCGCAACCUCGUUCGAUAACACAAAUGGCUUCCCCUGCAUUGUGAACCCAGACUCCAAUUCAACGACCCUCAACAGUCUCUCAUGGAACAAACACGUCAACAUGCUCUACAUCGACCAGCCUCUCGGCACGGGCUUCUCAUAUGUAUCUCUGCUCAAUGGCUCCUUCGAUGUGCUGACACAGACGUUCACGCCUGGGGAUGUUCCUGAGACCAAUGCGACUUUCUUGCAGGCAACUCUUGACUCUGGUGAGAUGGAGACGGUUCCGAGGACGACUAUGAGUGGUGCUCGGACGUUGUGGGCUUUUGCGCAGGUUUGGUUCAACGAGUUUCCUAAAUGGCAGACGAAGAAUAGUGAUAUUUCUCUCUGGACAUCAUCAUACGGCGGCUUCUAUGGCCCAAACUACUUCUCCUACUUCCAAGACCAAAACACCCUUGUAUCCAACGGACACCCGACCUUCGAAAACGCCACGGUUCUCAAUCUCGCUACCCUUGGUCUUCUUGAACCCGCCAUCGACGGCCGCGCGCUGGCAAAAGGCUACCCGCAGUUCGGUCACCACAAUACUUAUGGUCUUCAAAUAUUCGACGAUAAGACUUACGAGUCUAUGCUUGAGAAGAUAGAAGAGCCUAAGACGGGGUGCUAUGCUUUGAUCGAUACGUGUCGUGCGCUGGCGAAGCAGGGUGAUCCAGAGCGGUUUGGGAAUAACAAGACGGUUAAUGCGGCUUGUGCGGCUGCUACGAAGCUCUGCUUUGUUGAUAUUCAGGGCACUUAUGGGGCUCUAUCUGAUCGAUCUCCUUUUGACAUCACGCACUCGAACCUCACCCUGUUUCCUAAGCCUUACAUCCAGGAUUUCUUCAACCAGCGCUGGGUCCAGCAAGAGCUUGGCGUACCUCUAAACUUCACAACUGGCUUUAACAAGAUUACGCAGGUCUGGCUCGGUGAGGUGGGUGAUGUUAUGGUUGGGAGUCUUGAGGCGCUGGAGAAGGUUAUCGAGAGAGGAGUGAACGUGGCUCUGAUGUAUGGCGAUCGCGACUACCGGUGUCCUUGGUACGGCGGUGAGAACAUCAGCCUCUCACUAAGCACACCUUCGUCUCCCACCUUUCGCAAAGCAGGCUAUGCCUCCAUCAAGACGAACUGCUCUUCCGCAGCUGGUUUCGUCCGCGAACACGGCCCGGUAUCCUUCUCUCGCAUCUUCCAAUCAGGCCAUGGCGUAGCAGCCUACCAACCCGAGCUCUUGAGCACGAUCUUCGAGCGUGUCAUGUUCAGGCGAGAUCUGGCGACUGGAAAGGUUGAUCUGAGGAAGAAUAAGAAGUACAAGACGAAGGGGCCUAAAAGCGUGGCGGGUGUGAAGAAUAAGGUUCCUGAGACAAUUAAGAAUACCUGCUUUGUUAGGACGCCCGGGAUAAGCUGUACGGAUGAGCAGUUGGAGGCGUUGGCGAAGGGAGAUGCUGUUGUGGAGGACUGGGUUGUUGUUGAGCCGAAGGGGAAGAAGCCUGCGCCUAUUGAGGGCUCCAAGAGACGUUUUGUAUAG
Messenger RNA from Fusarium sp. VM40, 1848 nucleotides. NCBI's taxonomy places the organism in Eukaryota, Fungi, Ascomycota, Sordariomycetes, Hypocreales, Nectriaceae. The record is from the annotation of a GenBank genome assembly.